Molecule: messenger RNA, 1730 nt
Organism: Ascoidea rubescens DSM 1968
Lineage: Eukaryota; Fungi; Ascomycota; Saccharomycetes; Ascoideales; Ascoideaceae
Product: S-adenosylmethionine-dependent methyltransferase
Exons: 2
Coding region: 471-1730 (419 amino acids)
Molecular function (GO): S-adenosylmethionine-dependent methyltransferase activity
Source: RefSeq, a predicted model, not a curated record
CGUCGUUAUUUUGCUAUUUUUGUUUUAAUUGCUUUUUGUUUCAAUUGUUGUAAACGUCACUGUUAUUGUUAUAUGUUCUAUUUUUGUGUUUGUUUAUUCUGUUUAAGUUGUUUGAGUUGUUCUCUUUAGUUUUAUGUUGUUUUGGUGUGGUUGGAUUGAAUCACCAGCUGCAUUUCCCAUCAACUGUCAUUUUGUUUUCUUGUGAAGCACAGCAUCUCUGUGUUUGAUUGUUUUCUAGCACCUUUACAGGUUUGUUUUCUAUAAUUCAGCAGUUAGUUCAAUUCAUUUGACAAGCGCUGAGACUCUAUUAGUUAGUUAAUCGAUAUUAAUGUACACUUCGAGAUUGCUCCUCUGUAGAUCGCCAGUAUAAUCAGAUCUGGGCUUUGAGCACAAAAGGCGCAUUUGCACUCAGAGGCAAAACCACUCCAAGGCAAACAGUUUUGCAACUACAAUUACGAGGCAACAGCAAAAUGAAAGCUGAGGAGAUUGAGGAAGAGUAUAGAGCCAUCACCUUUGUGCUAGCGAGCUUUUGGGACUAUGGUGAAUGGGCCAGACAGGAGUUGAUAGAGGCGAGAGUGGUGAAGUACAGGUCGCUUUUGGAGGAGGACAAGAAGCUUAUUCCCUGGUUCCAGGGCCAUUUGAAGGCCCUAGAGUACUGCAUCUCGAAGAACGAGAUAUUCUUCAGAAGAGUGGUCAGCAAAGUCGCGAGAGAAUGGGUUCCUGAGAGCUUGUUGGACAAAGAGUUGUGGCAAAAGAGCACUGUUGUGGGUUUCGAGAGAGUGAAGUCUGUAUUGCUUCAGUUGAACAGAGAAUGGUCAGAGGCAUCGCAAAAGGAGAGAGCAGAGAGCUUUGGCAAGAUCUUGGGCUAUUUGGAUCAGAACUAUAAGAACAAAAAGAGAAGACAGAAUAUGGAUGUGUUGGUUCCAGGAGUGGGUUUGUCGAGAUUGAGCCUAGAUAUCAUCCAAAGGGGAUUUAGGUGCCAAGGUAAUGAGUUUUCCUAUUUUAUGUUGAUUGUUUCAAAUUAUAUCUUGAACUGUUCCAACAUCAAAAAUGAGUUUGAAAUUUAUCCUUUUCUUCAUCGAUUUUCGAACCAAAUUUCACGAAAGUAUCAAAUCAGAAAGGUUCUAGUUCCAGAUAUCAACGCGUCAGAGGUUUUAAAAGACUUAAGAGAGAUCCAAAAGAUCGAUGCUCAAAAUUUAAUGUCUAUUUGCUCUGGCUCAUUUAUUGAUCUAUAUGGGCCUAACUAUGGAAUUAAAGAUUCAGACUUUUAUGAUAAAUUCAAGGAAAGCAGUUUUGAAUUUCGCGCAAGCAACGAGGAGAAAUUUGAUAUCAUUAUAACAUCCUUUUUCAUUGAUACAUCGGCCAACAUCUUUGAAUAUGUCAAGGCAAUCAAAUGGUCAUUGAAACCUGAUGGGGUUUGGAUCAACUUCGGGCCAUUACUAUGGCAUUACGAGCAAGAGGAAGACACAUUCACAGUUGCUGAGUUCGAAGACUGCAAGAAAAACAAGCAGGUUCCCAUGAAGGGACUCGAGUUGACCAGAGAGGACUUGCUCCAAUGCAUCAAAAGCAUGGGUUUUGAAUUCAAGGUCUAUGAAAACAAUGUAGAAACAACUUAUGGAAACGAUGGAGUGAACAGUGGAAAAGUGCUUGCUGAAUGGGUUUACAGGUGUGAGUUUUGGGUGUGCAACAAAAAGAAGCCUGCAGCCUCAGACCUCCCUUUCUACAGAUAG